Danio rerio (zebrafish) is the source of this 2901-nucleotide messenger RNA. RefSeq names its product engrailed homeobox 2a (gene en2a). Lineage: Eukaryota; Metazoa; Chordata; Actinopteri; Cypriniformes; Danionidae. The record is from RefSeq and is marked validated. Gene Ontology annotation, cellular component: nucleus. Gene Ontology annotation, molecular function: DNA binding; DNA-binding transcription factor activity, RNA polymerase II-specific. Gene Ontology annotation, biological process: midbrain development; regulation of DNA-templated transcription; regulation of transcription by RNA polymerase II.
CAGAGUAGCCACUGAAGCCUCGCUAGUUGCACUGCGCAGCAAACCAGUAGCACCAAACUGGCAAGUUACGGUUCAUCAACCUUAAACUGCAAACAUUCCGUGUUUGGAAGGCGUAACUAUGUUUUUCCUUUGUGACCACGGUGCGCAAAGGCUUUUUACUGUCGCUAAAACUCACUGACAGUUUUUUGGCCGUUUUGAAUUUUUUUUUUCCUGAAGUGAACAAAGUGGACGGAGUCGCCCGUGGAGUGGGGUGCGACUGCCAGAGUGCGGGAGAGCGAUAAAGGGUUAAGGACGGAAGGUGGAAAGUGCGUCUCAGCAUGGAUGAGAAUGAGCAGAGCGCAAGAGACGUGGAACAGCGAGGAGCGUCGGACGAGUCCAACAGUGCCAUACGACCCCUUUUACAAGCUCCAGGAAACCUGCAGCUGCCACACCGAAUCACAAACUUCUUCAUCGACAACAUCCUGCGACCAGAUUUUGGCCGUAAAAAAGAAGCGAAUAUUACGCGCUAUGAGGACAAUCACGGCGCACGAGAGAAUCACAACCCUACGGGUCCAAGCACGGGACAGGUGGGAAGUACUGUACCAGCGGAAGAAGCUUCCACAACGCAUACGAGCAGCGGAGGAAAGGAGGCAGAGAUAGAGAGCGAAGAACCCCUGAAGCCCCGCGGGGAGAAUGUGGAUCAGUGCUUGGGUUCAGAAUCGGAUAGUUCACAGAGCAAUUCAAACGGACAGACUGGUCAGGGUAUGCUGUGGCCCGCUUGGGUUUACUGCACACGCUACUCGGACAGGCCGUCGUCAGGUCCCAGGUCUCGUAAACCAAAGAAGAAAGCCGCAAGUAAAGAAGACAAACGACCACGCACGGCCUUCACGGCGGAGCAGCUUCAGAGACUCAAGGCCGAGUUCCAGACCAACCGCUACCUGACCGAGCAGCGGCGGCAAAGCCUGGCGCAGGAACUGGGCCUCAACGAAUCUCAGAUCAAAAUCUGGUUCCAAAACAAGCGGGCCAAAAUCAAAAAGGCCAGCGGCGUCAAGAACGGUCUGGCAAUACACCUGAUGGCACAGGGACUGUACAACCACAGCACCACGUCAAAGGAGGACAAAUCAGACAGUGACUGAGGCAGAGAGAGCGGGGAGGGGGAAGAGAUGGGUGGGGUGGACCGGGUGGGGGGCAAGGUUAUAUUUACAAUGCAAUAAUUCAAAAGAAUAAAGGGCCAGUUAAUAAAUAUACCAGCAUUACUGACGUUAAAAUAGAGGCUAUAUCGAAUUAUGUCAAAGUACAUUUAUUGAACACAAUUCUCUUAUGAAAUAAUGGUCAAAUUAUUUCAAAAAUAGGCUAUACGUGCCGUUGUUUGCACUUGGAUAGAGUGUCUAUGUUAGAAACAAGUGUUUCUAUCGCUCUUUGUCAUGUCACCAGAACCAAGCGCUAUUAGCGCAACGGGCGUUUAUAUAUACAUUUAUGUCAGUUUAUGUGAGAAAAAAAACAUUGCGCGAAACCUUGCUUAAGUCCAAAGAGUCUUUUCUGCUGCAUCCAGGCAACUGUGAGUACUAUGAAAUGCGUUAGACUUGUUUUUUCCACGUUUUUCGUAUUAUUUGGUUUGAUGUUUGAUACGAAAUGGACGCAGCAAUCGUUCGGAUCUCAGCAGGAUUUUUUAACAAACAGAAAAAAGGAAACUGAGAAGAAACACUGUCCUUUUUAUUGUAAAUAAGUUCACAGUCUUAGCCUGGCUAAUUUAAAAGAGUGAAAUGGAGGAGGAAGAAAUCACAAAACUUGUUUAACAGUGCAUUGUAGGUUAUCUGGUUGAACUACAUGUGAACUAGCCUAAUAUUUUCGAAAUAACAUUGAACUAACCUUCAUAGCCUGGUCAAAACACAAAACACAAAAUACUGGGUGCGCUAAAUAAACAAAUGUACCGCAGCGUCUUAAAUCGCAUACAUAGUUUUAUAAAAGAGCAAUAUAAUCAUCUUUUGUAGCAAAGUAUGUUUUAACCAUUUAAAUGCUGCCUAUAAUCGUGUAGCACUGACAAUGAUUUCGCUUAUGCGCACUCUUGACUGAAGCCAGGGUAAGCGCCACAACACAUCACACAGAAAUAUAAACAAAUAUAUAAAUAUACAGCUAUAUAUAAAACACAAACACACACAACUAUCGAAUAAAAAAUAAGCAAACCAGCUGUUUACUGUAUGACAGAUGUUAAAAUACUGUUUUAAUGUUGACUUCAUAUUUGUUAUGUAUUUAUAUAGAUUAUAUUAAGGAAGAAAAAAAACUUUAUCCAAUGACCGGUGUUGCUUUUUAUGUGAGAGUAGAUUUCUAAGGUGUUUAAAUUGCUUAUUUAUAUUGCAAUAACUUCUUUAUGUGAAUAAAGCGGUAUUGGGGCCUUUGCAUGAAAGCUGCAAAUUGUCAUAUUAGGCAUAUUCACGCGUGUUUAGAAAAGUAAAAAAGGGUAUGAUCGAGAUUUAAGUUGCAGACUGUAUCCAUAUACCAAAUUGUGGAUUUUUUUUACUUGUCGAAUCUUUGUUUUACACCUGAAAAGAGUGUGUGACUAUAUAGCCACCAAACCUAACACACUUUGCCUUACAAGUUCAAGUGCGAACUUAAUAUCACAGAACUGUGCCGAAUCAGAGAAACAGUAUUAGUUCAAUUGCAUAUGAGCAUAUCUAUGAAUAUGGCCUUCUAUCUGAUAUACGACCUAAUGAAUUUACUCAUCAGCGAAGAUCUAUCUAUAAAAGCUAUGUUGAAAGCUGAAAUGAAAAAAAUUGAGAUAAUACAAUGCUAUUUUUAUUUUGUGUUUACAGGUACUGUUUGUUAUAUGUGUAAAUAAUUUGUAUCACGUACCUACGUAUUAAUUGUGUAAUUAACUGCCUCCUGAAAUCUUGAUAAGAAUUAAAUAAACAAUAUGAAUAAUAA